Molecule: messenger RNA, 1505 nt
Organism: Tripterygium wilfordii
Lineage: Eukaryota; Viridiplantae; Streptophyta; Magnoliopsida; Celastrales; Celastraceae
Product: probable aldo-keto reductase 2
Exons: 5
Coding region: 294-1325 (343 amino acids)
Cellular component (GO): cytoplasm
Source: RefSeq, a predicted model, not a curated record
GCUUCUUUAUGGAAUAUGGAUAUCCGGCUCGAUUUAACCAUAUACAUACAUAUAUGGGAGGACCAUAGCCGUAGGGAAUCUUCUUCCAUAGCCGUAGGGAAUCUUCUUCGUUCGUUACAGUUGAUUGAAUCCGCACAGAAACAGAAACAGUUUCUCCAUUAACCUCACACCACAGUCCUCACUCGCUCUCUAUAUAAGAAACCAGCAAUCGCUACUUCUUCUCUCACUCACUGAGUUUUUUAGCGAACUCCAUUGUACACAACUACAGAGACUGUGUACUUGGAAGUGAAGAAAUGGCAGCAGUGGUGAAGAGGAUAAGGAUGGGCUCACAAGGCCUGGAGGUAUCAGCUCAGGGACUAGGCUGUAUGGGCAUGUCCGCCUUCUAUGGCCCUCCUAAACCCGAACCCGACAUGAUCGCUCUCAUCCACCACGCUAUUGACUCUGGCGUCACCUUCCUCGACACGUCCGAUGUCUACGGUCCCCACAUCAACGAGAUCCUCCUCGGGAAGGCCUUGAAGGGAGGGAUGCGGGAGAGAGUGGAACUGGCGACGAAGUUCGGAAUCAGUAUCGGCGACGGCAAGAUGGAGAUACUUGGCGAUCCGGCGUAUGUUAGGGCUGCUUGUGAGGGGAGCUUGAAGCGACUCGAUGUUGAUAGCAUUGAUCUUUAUUAUCAACACCGGAUUGACACAACUGUUCCCAUUGAAGUCACAAUGGGUGAACUGAAGAAACUUGUUGAAGAGGGUAAGAUAAAAUAUAUAGGUCUCUCGGAGGCAUCUGCUUCAACAAUCAGAAGGGCCCAUGCUGUUCAUCCAAUUACAGCUGUGCAGUUGGAGUGGUCCUUAUGGUCGAGAGAUGUGGAGGAAGAAAUCAUUCCUACUUGCAGGGAACUUGGCAUCGGGAUUGUUGCAUAUAGUCCUCUAGGACGAGGAUUCUUUUCUUCAGGGCCUAAGUUGCUUGAGAACAUUUCCAAGGAUGACUAUAGACAGUAUCUACCUAGGUUCCAGCCUGAAAAUCUGGAGCACAACAAAAAACUAUUUGAGCGUGUUAGUGAAAUGGCAGCAAGUAAAGGAUGCACCCCAUCUCAGCUAGCAUUGGCGUGGGUCCAUCACCAAGGGGAUGAUGUGUGUCCGAUUCCUGGUACCACUAAGAUUGAAAACUUCAACCAGAACAUUGGAGCCUUAUCUAUCAAAUUAACACCUGAAGAUAUGGCUGAACUUGAAGCUAUUGCUGCAGCAGAUGCUAUAAAAGGUGACAGGUAUGGAGCAAUUUCUGCUACUCACAAAGACUCUGAAACUCCACCGAUAUCUUCAUGGAAAGCUACAUAAAUGCCUAUGCCUUUCGCUAUGGCUUGUCUGUACUUCAAUUUGUGGUCCUUGUGGAUUUUGCGUCUUCAUAGACUUGAAAGUUCUCUACUCUCUGGUGUACUAAAAACCGGCCAAGUCGGGUCAUUCCAUGCUUAUUACUGAGUAUUUGCAUAUUUAAAUUUCACUUGUCGUGAUUUCUCA